Messenger RNA from Parasteatoda tepidariorum (common house spider), 2902 nucleotides. Its product is annotated as popeye domain-containing protein 3. Gene Ontology annotation, molecular function: cAMP binding. Gene Ontology annotation, biological process: heart development; skeletal muscle tissue development; striated muscle cell differentiation. Lineage: Eukaryota; Metazoa; Arthropoda; Arachnida; Araneae; Theridiidae. Gene Ontology annotation, cellular component: sarcolemma. The record is from RefSeq and is a predicted model, not a curated record.
UUCUCUUUAUUGAUCAUUCUUCAGUUCAUGCUUUAGAAACCGGAAGUUUAAGAUGUAAACAGCAUGCACCAACAUUGAAAGAUAUUAUUAUGGCAUAGAAAUGUAACGACAUAUUCUAAAUUGAAACGUUUUAUUUAAGUAAAAGCAUGGACGGGAAUGUAACAUGGUCUAAUGUGACCUUCCUGAAUUAUAUGAAUGUUACCCUGAUAAAUCCAUGCAUGCCCGAACAAAAGCAACCCCAGCAUGUCAUGUAUCAGUUGGCCAACAUUUGCUUCAUCAUCUCGUACCUGGCACCUGGUGGAGAAAAGGGUCUACUUUUUAUGCACUCCUCCCUUAUAAUUGGUUUCUUCAUAUUUGCGAUGUGGGCGUGGAAUGUUGUUUGUUCUCCUUCCAUGUUUUCGUGGAACUUCUUGUUCGUUCUCAUGAAUAUGGGUCAGCUGUUACACAUUCUGUACAACAUGAGGAAAGUCAAGUUCAAUCCAGAAUUGGAAGAUGUUUAUAGGCAUAUGUUUCUGCCCCUUCAAGUAUCGAGGCAUUCGUUCAAGAAGCUGGUGUGUCCUGACUAUUCUCAGGUGAUGUCGCUGCAUCCAGGUGAAGCUUAUGCCAUGCAGAAUCUGACAAAGACUGAUCGCCUUGGACUACUCAUUAGCGGAAAGGUGAACGUUGUAUCUGGACAACAUUUUUUGCAUUACAUUCAAGCCAGAGAAUUCUUGGAUUCUCCAGAAUUUGAAUCAAGUCGAUCUGGUGUGGAGGAAAAAUUCAAGGUAUCCAUCAUAGCGACGACUCCUAGUCGCUGUAUUGUGUGGCAGAGACAGAGCCUCGAGUAUCUUCUGAUUAAGGAGACCCAUCUCUCGACAGUUCUCGCCCUCCUACUCUCUAGGGACAUCACCCGAAAACUCUAUGCCAUGAAUGAAAAGAUGGUGACGGAGAAGGGUUCCCAUUUAGAUAUUCGUCUUCCCAGCUUUACGGGUUCUAUCGCAUCCCAAGAGGACACAAAAAAGGUCACAGAAUCAACAGUCUUUGGCAGCAAGGACUUUGUUGCCACAGGCCAUGGACACACGAGGGUUCUCCAUUCCGAGUAAAGUAUCACCCAGAAGAGGCCAAGAAGAGACAUUUUUAUAUCAAUUGGCAGUAGAAGAGGAGGAGGAGGAGCAACAAGGAAGCAGACGAUCGAGUGUCGAUUGUUUGUUUAAGAUCGCGAAAGAUUCAUUCCAUCCUCUGCUUUUCUUUCUUCAGAACAUUGUUUUCAAAAGCAAAAGAGGAAGAUAUUUUCUUAUAUAUAUAGCUCCAUUGAGAGAAAUAUAUGCAAAAAUGAUUUUUCUUCAUCAAUAAAGGUGGAAAUAUACAAGCUCCAGAUUUUUGAAUUCCAGAAGAGCAAAGUGGUUGUUUUUGAAAAUAAAUUUUCGUUUGUAAAAAAUAAAAAAAUAAAUAAAAAAGGGUGCUCGCUGCUUAUUAAAAUUAUGUUUGUUCUGAGAAUGUUUGAUUUAUAAAGUUAAAAGGUCGACAUGGUUUAAAAGUUUAUAAAAGCUUUAGUAUAACAGCCACCACACAGUCUACUGAUCACAAAAAGUUUUCAUCACAACUACUUAUAAACUCAUGAUGAAUGGGAUUUCUGUUGAGAUAGAUAUUGAACGGUUAUGAUUGAAAAGCCCAAGGGGCCCUCAGUCGCCAAUAAUUCCGAAUUGAUGUAAUGUAAAUGAACUGUUCCUAGCUGACAGUUAGGAGCACGGGAAGAGAUCCAAAGCUGGCGAUUUAUAGAGAGAUAACAUAACCAAAAAUAAAUCCAACCUCUCUUAACCAAUAUUAAGUUUGAAAAUAAUUUGGCCAAAAAAAAAAUCGCCAAAAAGACUAUGAGAAAUUUGAUAUUUUUAAAUUCACUCAAAUGGUUUUUAGAGCCUUCUUUGAAAAACUACAAUUAACCUAACCAACUGGGAGGAUAAUUAGUUUAAUGAUAACAGUUAUUAUUAUGACAAGAAAUUUAUUAAAAUUAUUUUUAUUCUAAAAUCAUUGAAUCAUAUUUUAAAUGGGUACACAUUAUCUUUAUUUCCUGUACGAUCAGCAGCUCGUAGAAAAGCACUUUUCCUCAGCAUUUGCAAAUUGGUUUUUACCUAUUACCCUCUGGUUUAGUAAACUAGAAAUAAGACAUAAAUUCGUAAUAAUUAAAAAUAAUUAAAAAAAUAUAAUAUAUAUAUGUGUAUUUUAUUAACAUGACUCAAACACACAUUUAUCAAACACUAACUCAAUUACACAUUUAUAUAUUAUAUUUUUUUUAAUUAUUUUUAAUUAUUAAGAAUUUAUGUCUUAUUUCUGGUUUAUAUAAUGCAAAUUGGGUUUCAGUUGCCUUGUGCGCUUUUCCAAUCUGAAUUAAUAAAGUAAAGUUUCAGUGUGUUUAUUUUCCUUAGUUAUCAUUAUUGACCUAGUAAAUUGUAUUGAUUUUGUGAUUGGAUCUCUGGUUUAGUAGUCAUUAAACAGAUUAUUUACUUAAAAUUUGAUUCUUUCAAAAUGAGAACAAAAUGAAGGAUGUUGGCUUAAAACUGUUGUAUAACAAUAAGAUGCAAAAACCAUACUUCUUAUCGAAACUAUGAAUGAAAUAUGUGCCUAAAAUAGUGCAAUCUUUUACUUUUUUUUACUAUUUUUUUUUCAUUGGUUGCUUAGCAACUAGCGAAAAUUGAUGGCAUAUUUGGUUUCCAAUUGAAGUUUUAAACAACAAAAAGUAUCCUUCUUUAAGAAAGAAUAUUUUUUUUAUCUAUAUCGUUUUUUAGUCUAAAAAUCUAUUUGUGCACAAAAUUCCAGGUUGAUUCUCUUUAUAUAUUAAAAGAAAGUGCAAAAAUGUGCAAUGAGACUUGUGUGAUCCUGUGAAAUGUAUAAAAAAUUGUAAAUAAAUAAAGGAAGUUUCAACUUC